CCCCCCCUCCCCCCCCCCACCACCACCGAAUCAGCCGCUGUUUGCUCCCGGCGCAGACCUUCAGAAGAAAUAAAAUUAGAAGCUGAGCCGCGGCUGCGCAGUAACUCUCCCCAAGCCACCUCCUUCUCUCGCACUGUUGGUUGGCUCGAUUGGAUCGGCAUGGAGACGGAGGCGACGACGCCGCGGCCGGUCUGCGCGCAGGAGGCGCUGGGUCUGCUCAACUGCGCCGCCGAGAACCCCUACGACCGCGAAAAGUGCCUCUCCCUCCUCGAUGCCCUCCGCGUGUGCAUCCGCCAGAAGCGCGUGAAGAAAUUUUCCCUGGCUGAAGCAAGCUCCACAGGCACCACUGAAGCUCCAAAAAGCAAAUAGAAGCACCGAAUUUUCAGGCAAAACCAAAUUUCAGCAAAUGUGAUAGAGCGGACAUGCUUCUUGAUGAGGUGCUGGAUCCAUCGUUGUAAACCUAUUGCAGAUUAAAAUUUCCCCACAAAAAUAUCACGUUGUAGUUCUUCUGACUGCAAAUUUUAUGUAAGUGACACUAUUUGAGCAGACAAGAAUGAAUGUAGUUUCACUAGUGUGGCAUCAUGUCAUAUCAAUAAGAAACAGAUGUAUCUUAACAUCAUGGCUACACUACUAUUAUGCUUGGAGGAUAAACGGAAUGAGAUCUCAAUGUUCAUAGAU
Messenger RNA from Brachypodium distachyon (stiff brome), 678 nucleotides. RefSeq lists its product as uncharacterized. The transcript has 2 exons. The record is from RefSeq and is a predicted model, not a curated record. The coding region runs from base 160 to 369 and encodes 69 amino acids. Lineage: Eukaryota; Viridiplantae; Streptophyta; Magnoliopsida; Poales; Poaceae.